AUGAAGGGGAGUAUUGGAUCCUCGAAUUUAGUGAAGGAGACAUACAUGGAAGUGAAGCAUCCUGAUUUUUGGGAGUCUGGUUCUGCAAAGAAUACCUUCGGGGGCUUUGGAUGGAUGCCUGAGUUCGGGGUAACACGGUCUUGGCCUAAGAUGUUUAGCAUGCCAUACUCGGAUGCUACUGCAAGGUUUCCAAAUUAUUCAGUACCAUUAUGCAUUUAUGAUGGUGGGGAAAUUUUCGAGUGUAAGCAAGUUCUUGUGAUUUACAAUCCCAAAGAUGGGAGAUGCAGGUAUCAGUGA
Molecule: messenger RNA, 297 nt
Organism: Dovyalis caffra
Lineage: Eukaryota; Viridiplantae; Streptophyta; Magnoliopsida; Malpighiales; Salicaceae
Source: the annotation of a GenBank genome assembly